AUGGAUAUCACAACAUACUCUCAACCGCCAAUAAUUGGGAAACCACAGCAGCUGCAAAAGAAGGUUAAGAGAUCCGCCCUCAUCUUUCUUUACAUCCAAGAUAUUAUGGGUCGAGCAACAAGAGUCCACCAAGGAAUUCGAACGGACCCCGAUGGCAGGCGGCUACCACCAAUGCGCUCCACACGGGCGCUCUUGUAUGAUGCCAACCAUGAGGCAAACACUAUUGCUUCCGAAUCUAGCACGGAUGUAAAGUGCCUCGAUGGCUUUGUCAUGGCGCCCUACGAAGACGAACUCUCCGAGAUUACCGACAAGAUGCACAAUCUCACCACUGGUCGCAAGUACCCCCGACAUCAUCCAGCCUAUCGACCAAAAUAUCAGCACGCAUGGGUGGUUCGCCCUGAAGAUGUGUACGAGCAGGAACUACACAAUCAUAACCGCGUUGGUCGCUUUGCACAAGACGGGGAAGCCCCAAGUAAUCCGUUGGCUGAGGAUGAUGCUACUAUUACGGACGGGAGCACACUGCUGGAUGAGGAUUCGGAGGUACCCACCAACUGCAGUGAAACAAGAACUACUGCAGAAAGCGUCUCUUCCCUCCCAGAUGAAAAGUCGUUACAGCGUCAUUGGGUAGCUAGCAGCGAGAGCGUCCUUGUUGCAUCGUAUGCAUCUUCCAGCCAAUUCGAUGGCGGUAGUGUGAGCAUUGGAAUUGUCCCCGCAAACAAGACUCGUUCCUUCUUUACGCAAUGGAUACCAUCCUGGGAUAUGCUGUCACGUUGGGUGUUCCUCUUGGCGUGUCUGCUGACCUUAUGGCUGGCAGUGGAACGCCUCGCCUGGGCCGAGAACCACCAGCCGAGUAAUACCAAUAGACGAUUGGUCCGAGGGUCCUCCGACAUUGCCUCCCUGAGGAUGACGGAUCAAAACAAGCACAUGGUCCUGUCACAGCCACCUGUUGUUACCACUUCUAUCAGUCAGGGGCAAGACGAAGGCAUUGUUACCAGUGAGUCCAUCCAGUGGGACAGUCUGACAACCGAGCAGUCGGAGCAGGCAGCGGCAUUUGGUUUCUCCCAGCCUUUCGAUCCCAACAACAGCCGCCAAGACCCCCAACCAGCUGCAUCCCCAGCAUUGCCCGAGCCCCAGUCAUCAGAGUUGCCUCAAUCGGCGCCUCAACCGACUCAAUCAGAGUCGCUUCCGGAGCUCCAUCUUGCGACCUCAGCGGAAGAGCAAGAGCUGGUGAGUUCCGCCCCAGAAGACGCGGCAGCUCCAUCAUCGGAGUCCGCAAGUGGGGGCAAUACCGACGAGCACAGCUCGUAUGCGCCCAGUGGAGCCCCAUCAAGGGCAACGCAAGAAGAGAUACCAAUUCAAGUCGAAGUGCCCACCUCUGGUCCUGGUGGAACACACUCCAAGCCUCCACCUUCUGUCCAAGCCAACCCUUUCCCAGAGACGAGUUCUCCAAUCGUCUUUGACCUCAACGGCAUUCCAGUCACAAAGACGAUGAUCCUCGCCUUUGCCGCCUCCUUGUGCUUCACGGUAGUCGCGAUUGUCGAAUGGGUCCAGCACGAUAUGCUGUUCCAACUCGCCCUGGCUGUCUCAGGGAUCUUCGGACUGCUUUCGGCAAUGGUUCAAGAAAGACAUCCUCUUACCUCUGCUGUCCUGCACAGCCUAUCCGUUCAUUGGUUUCUGGCUGCCGCUGCAUUGAUUCUCUGGCUCCGCUGUCAUCAACAAACGGCAUCGUCCAGCUUCCGUCGUCCCCGAGCCAUUCACACGACCAAAGAAGAAGCCUUAUUCUUGGCCGAUGUCUUCUUUCUUGUGGGAUCCGCCAUUGCCGUGGUGGCUUCAUAUGUCGUCUUCAGAGAUGAUGCACCGGCUCUGAAUCUCGGUCUUCAAGUAGCCGGAGUCUGCACGGCAAUCAUGUGGGUAGGGUGUGCCGUUCUCUACCUCUGUUGUUCUUGUCCUGGAAAUCGACGCUACGAAGCAUCCUGA
Seminavis robusta is the source of this 1977-nucleotide messenger RNA. The record is from the annotation of a GenBank genome assembly. NCBI's taxonomy places the organism in Eukaryota, Bacillariophyta, Bacillariophyceae, Naviculales, Naviculaceae.